AUGCUAUUCGCUUUAGUCGUUUGCCAUUUCGUAGUUGCAAGCGUUGCCAAUCCAUUUCAUAAGUAUCCAUUUGUUUUUUUACUGGAUGUGGGUAAUGAAGAAUUAGAUAAAACAAAUACGGAACAGAUCCGCGUUUCAAUCCCGGGUGGUUCCUUGGCUUUACGUUACCCUGCAGUUGGUGACGGUGAAACAAUAACUAACGUAAGAGUGAGUGGGAUAGACUUUGGCACAGAACUCAAAGCAAAUAUAAUUGACGGUGGUCCUGGUUAUAAAUACGUUUUUCUAGUAUUUUCGGGUAAUACGGGGAUUCCCUAUGACGCGGUCAUAACGUUACAAACGGUGGCGAGUAAUAUGGAGUCUGGUAAUAACGAUCAGAAUUCAAUAUAUAACAUAAGAACAAACAAACCAGAUAAAUAUCAGACUGAUGAUAAUGAAAGUGAUUUGAAUAACAGUGCGGAAGAAAUGGAUACCAGUGUGGAAAAAACGAUAAAUAAUGGCAGUAAUGAAGAAAUCGCACAAUCUAGUUCUAAUGUUUUCAAUUACGUACAAGCAGAAGAUGACAAUGAAGAAGCAGAAGAUGAUAAUGAACAAGAAGAAGAUGUUGACAAUGACGUGGAAGAUAAAAAUAACGACAAUUCUGAUAAAACAAAAAAUAUACAUACUGAUUAUAAUGAAAAUGUAGAUGAUUCCAAAGAUAAACGUACUAAUGAUCGAGAUCCUAUAGAGGAUAAACUAAGUUAUGAGAAUUUCGAAGACGACAAGGAAAAUCAAUACAGAGCAGAAAAAUUACAAGCGAAAUCUAACGAAUAUGUUUAUAGUAAUAAUAAUAACUUCCUUGAAGGUGACACAUUCGAUCAAGGAAUCUCUUUGGAUGAAGAUGCUAAAAUGUAUCGACAAGACACUUUAUAUGAUACUCAGGGUCACGAUAAUGUUUAUUCUGCUGAAGAUUCCGAUGAGUUUGAUCAAAUGUUUAACGACGAGGAAGUGCACAACGACGCUAAUAAGUAUAAGGAUUCUAAUAAUAAUAAUUUUGAUUCAGAUUAUGAUUCUGCGGUAGCAUAUUGA
This is a messenger RNA of Parnassius apollo (apollo), 1065 nucleotides long. Lineage: Eukaryota; Metazoa; Arthropoda; Insecta; Lepidoptera; Papilionidae. The record is from the annotation of a GenBank genome assembly.